AUGGCCGUGCCAGGGUUUGAACUCCGGACAGCUGACAUGCGAGGCGAACGUGUUGCCACUAUUCCACCAGCGUACCACUCUUUCGGUGCCGAGCUGCCAUGCCACCCGAAGGAAGCACGAGAGCUGGGAUACUGUCAGGUUGCCCAAGCCCAGACAGGGAAAAUCGAGAGGCAGAGGUCGGGUUCGAAUCACGGAUCUUCCGGUCAGAAAAUUCGCGCUCUAACCACUUUAGCCAUCUCGCUCUCUAUAAAUAGUCCAAAUACUGAUCGUACUAACACACGUGCUAACGAGAUUGAGACAGCUCAGUGGUUGACGCGCGAAUCUAAUGACGGGAAGUUCCGUAGUUUAAAACCCAACCUCAAUAUUUUUACUGCUCCUGUCUGGCCUGACAGUACCUCAGCCGUGUUGCCUCCUUCUGGUGAUACGACAUCCAAGCACCGAAAGGACAUUACGCCAAAUAUGAAUCAGUAUGAAUUCAGUAAAGACCGGGAAACCGAAUUCCCACAUCAGACAAGUUCUUACAGUUGA
Messenger RNA from Opisthorchis viverrini, 528 nucleotides. RefSeq lists its product as hypothetical. The coding region runs from base 1 to 528 and encodes 175 amino acids. The record is from RefSeq and is a predicted model, not a curated record. Lineage: Eukaryota; Metazoa; Platyhelminthes; Trematoda; Opisthorchiida; Opisthorchiidae. The transcript has 4 exons.